AUGGCUUGGUCUAAUAAUCGUACUCAUGUUCGAUGGUCAUCAAGGCAACAUUUUCUUGUGUUAACUUUUGUUAUUAUAUACAUUCCAUUAACAAUCGUAGCUCUUGUAAUUCUUCGUCGUAGUUCUGUCAAUUUAUCUAAUCAAGCUGUUCAUAUAAAACCGUUAACUGUUGCAUUUUCUUUUAAUGUUACGUAUGUGUUAGUUGAUGAAUCUAUUCGAUCAUUUACUGAAUUUAAUUUAAAUUCUGUUGAUCGAGUUAAACUAGCACGUGAUUUUGAAUAUGGUCUUGGUCUAAGUGUUCAAAAUGUAUUAAAAAUUCAUAAUAUUUCUCCAGUUACAAUAAUCGGAAAAAAAUCCAAAUCUCGACAUAAAAGAUUUGUAAAAUGUGAUCCAAAUGGAGCAAAAGGGCCUGCUCUUAUCUUUGAUUUUAAUUUAACUUAUCCAAUAGAUCAUAUGUGUAAAGAUGAAAAAUGUAUUAAUCAAACUUUUGAUGCAGUUUCUAAAAAAUUUCGCUCUGUUCCAUCAUUAUCAAUUGAUUUUGAAAAUGUAUCGAGAGAAAUACGCUUAUGUUCAAUGGAUAUAUCACCACCUUCUACAACUAUUCAACCAUCACGAGUACCUACUUCAUCAUUAUCAACAACAUCAUAUACGCGAACCUCUACAACAGUAUAUGUAUCAAAUGAAGAUCCUACUUUAAAUGCAUCAGUAUCAAAUGCAACUAUGUCAUAUACUGAAACAUCUACUAUAUCUGUACCGUCCACAACGAAUACGAUAACUACAAGUGAAAGUUUAAAUUCUACAUCAAAUCAAACUAUUUCUAAUAUUACUACUUGUCUAGAAAAGAUAUCAAUGACUCAAGAACAAGUACCUCCAUGUCGAAUAUUGCAUACUAGUACAUUAUUUUUUCAAGAUGAUCGAACACUUGUUGUUAUUGGUGCAUCAAAAUUUGAAACUAUUAUUGAUAUGCAAAUAAUAAAAAGACAAAUUAUAAUUGAUGGUGUUAUGUUAUAUACAAAUUGUCAACGAAUAUUAGAUACAUCAUCGCCAGUAGUCUGCUAUCCUUCUACAUCGUCCUAA
This is a messenger RNA of Rotaria sp. Silwood1, 1077 nucleotides long. Lineage: Eukaryota; Metazoa; Rotifera; Eurotatoria; Philodinida; Philodinidae. The record is from the annotation of a GenBank genome assembly.